Messenger RNA from Sesamum indicum (sesame), 1799 nucleotides. Lineage: Eukaryota; Viridiplantae; Streptophyta; Magnoliopsida; Lamiales; Pedaliaceae. The record is from RefSeq and is a predicted model, not a curated record.
ACAACCCAAAUCAGGCAAAAUCAGGCCUCAACGCACCUUAUCCUCCUGCACGCUCGCGUGCGUGUAUAUAUAUGUAUGCUAUCAGACUCUUGAAGAAAGCAAGAAUCAGUUCAAUUCCAUAAAACAUAGAAGAAUCAAAGUUUUAAGCUGUUGCAAGAUGAGGAGUAAGGUAAAUGAUGCGGCAGCUGCAGCUGCACUCAGAAGACGUUUUAAGGGGCAAAGGCCGAUUCCCCAGAGAGGCCAAAUCAAGAGGAAGAUAGCAGCAAAGGCAUUUCAAUCACUGGUGUCUAUCGUUUCGGCAUCCUCUGCUCAGUAUUCGAAUUCAACAAGGAACAAAUGAGCUUAUUGAGGGGACAUGGCAGGGCUGUCCUAUGAGACAUUUGUUUCUAGUAGCCAUCUUUGUUUGGUAACCAAUUUUGGUGAAGGAAUUCUUAUUCCCUGUAUAGAUAUUUUUUCUGAAUGAAUUUACGGAUAUGAAACUUCCAUUCACAUUGAACAUUUAUAAUAUGGAUAUAUGUUGAACACAAACAAUCACACCCAUAUAUAUGCAUAUAUGUAUGAGUAAGACGGACGUGGGCUGGUGCUGAAUGGAAAAAUAUUCUUUGAUCAAUUUCUCUCACACGAUAGAACAGUUUCUUGACAACCCAGGAUUUCUAAGGAAUAUAUCACUAUGCAGCGUGCACAAUCUGCAUGCAUCAAAAAAGCUAAAAGUCAUUCUGGACAGCCUCAUGAUGGUCUAACUUGACCUAGCAAGAAUGUUGAGAAUCAUUCUUUGGUUACACACCAAGGCACAGAAUUAGCCUCCAAAAGGGGCAGGAAACCAUGAUACCUUUCCCACAUUCCAAGGGACAACAUGACCAUUUUGCUCUCUUAAAAUACUCUACCACCAUAUGAUAGAUUGCAUCAGUACUGCAUGUCUAAGUAAAUCCUAUUGCAAAUCAUUCAGCAAUCGCUGCUGCUAUGAGAUUUAGCAGCUCCAUUAUUGGACAGAGUAUGGCAGCAAAGCAUUCUCUUCAUGCUGUUCCUCUGAACAGAUCACAUGAACUGCGACAAGCAGAGGUUAUGAUGGCGUCCCAACUGCCAUAUACCAAGAUGGCCAUCAGAAUAAAACCACUGAAGCUAUUCAUGGCAGUACCUAGUGACUCUAUCACCAACGGAGGUCUUGCAUUUCCUCGAACAACUAACUAUCAGUAUGGGCCAAAAUAUGCAGUUUAAUGUGGAGCAUAUAUGUGAAGGGAAGGACAAUACAGCUGGAGUCAAUUGGCACUUGGACUGGAACAAGAUACAAGUCCCCUUCACCAAAGGAUGCAGCAGUUACUCACUAUCAGUACACGGUGAUAAACUAGUUAUCAGGAAAGCUCAAGUCCUCAUUGAGUCGCCAAUCAAACUAGGAAUUGUAGCACUGACUAUAUUCAAGAUCGUGAGUGCACUAUUUGAUGCAUUCCCAAUGGCUACAGAGUGGUUUUUAAAGAGUCCACACAUUGUGUUUCAGCUACUGCUAAAGGCAUACAGCAUUGCUGUAGAGCCCAUAAUAGGCCCAUUCCUAGCGUGGUACAUUAAUCUACUGAAUUUUGCAGCUUGUAUUCUCAGCAUCACCCUCAAGAUAUUUUACUACCUAGCAAAGAUUCUUAACAUGCAGUGAAUAGCUUCACAGUCAGAACCAUUACCAAUCACUAGAAGGAAAGGCUUUCAUGUCACCUGUCAAUCAUCAUUGCUAUCCCUCUUAGUCCAUGAUUCCAGCACUGAGAGAGCAACCAAUGUUCCGAGAAACGGGGGAAGUGUCGGUGGCCUGCUGAAAG